AUGGCGCCAUCAGCCAUUGAAGUUCAAGACCCUCUUCCUAUCGCAUCCCACAUCAAGGAUGUUAGAAUUCCAAAGAAAGAUACACUUCCUCUUCCGCAAGCUGCCCGCACUCGCCUCGAGGCAGCAGGGAUCGAUCUGAGCAAAGGGUAUCCAGAACGACCAGCCGCUCCGUUGUUCCUCGACGAUGCGAUAUCAAUUCGAAAUGUUGAGCGCGAACACAUCGAUGCUGGUGCACGAGCUGACAAGAGCAAAAGUGCUCUUUUUCGUGCUGCCAAGGAGGUUAUAAAUCUCACCUCGCAUAUCGGAACCGAGAUUGUUGGACUUCAACUGAAAGAUCUUACCGAUCAGCAAAGAGAUGAGCUGGCAUUGUUGAUUGCCGAGAGAACGGUAGUUUUCUUCCGUGAUCAAGACAUUACUCCCCAGCAGCAGAAGAGCCUCGGUGAGCAUUUUGGCGAAGUCGAGAUUCAUCCUCAAGUUCCGCAUGUCCCAGGUGUUCCAGGUGUCACUAUCAUUUGGCCAGCUCUAAUGGCCACGGAGAGGAGUGCGUCAUUCAGAAAUCCAGGAGGAGCUGCAAGAUGGCAUACCGAUCUUGUCCAUGAGCUUAACCCUGCUGGAAUCACUCAUCUCCACAACGACACUGUUCCAACAGUAGGAGGCGAUACGCUCUGGGCAAGCGGAUACUCAGCAUACAACAAACUCUCACCAGAUUUCCGCAAAAUCAUCGAUGGCAAGAAAGCCAUCUAUAGAAGCGCGCACACGUACUUAGACCGCAACGAUCCAAACGCCGGACCACAACAUAUCGAGAGAAUUCAUCCUCUGGUUCGCGUCCAUCCGGCUACAGGCUGGAAAUCAUUGUUCGUUAACCGAGCCAUGACCAAAUCGAUCGUUGGACUCGACAAGGCUGAAAGUGAUGUCAUUCUGAAUUAUCUGUAUGAUGUGUAUGAGAAGAAUGUUGAUAUUCAAUUGAGGUUCAAGUGGACCCCUAGAACGUCCGCGCUCUGGGAUAAUAGAAUUUCGAUCCAUAAUGCUAGUUGGGAUUAUGAAAACGGGGAGCCGAGACAUGGAACGAGAGUGACUAGCUUAGCGGAGAAGCCUUAUUUCGAUGCGUCAGCUCCAUCCCGUAGAGAGGCUCUUGGACUUGAGGAUAAUUAG
This is a messenger RNA of Glarea lozoyensis ATCC 20868, 1152 nucleotides long. Its product is annotated as Clavaminate synthase-like protein. Gene Ontology annotation, cellular component: cytoplasm. NCBI's taxonomy places the organism in Eukaryota, Fungi, Ascomycota, Leotiomycetes, Helotiales, Helotiaceae. The coding region runs from base 1 to 1152 and encodes 383 amino acids. Gene Ontology annotation, molecular function: 2-oxoglutarate-dependent dioxygenase activity. The record is from RefSeq and is a predicted model, not a curated record. The transcript has 3 exons.